This is a messenger RNA of Carlito syrichta (Philippine tarsier), 1299 nucleotides long. RefSeq names its product olfactory receptor 51F1-like. Lineage: Eukaryota; Metazoa; Chordata; Mammalia; Primates; Tarsiidae. Bases 1 to 1299 code for a protein of 432 amino acids. Gene Ontology annotation, cellular component: membrane. The transcript is spliced from 2 exons. Gene Ontology annotation, molecular function: G protein-coupled receptor activity; olfactory receptor activity. The record is from RefSeq and is a predicted model, not a curated record. Gene Ontology annotation, biological process: G protein-coupled receptor signaling pathway.
AUGCCAAUCUGCCAGAACUCCACUUUCCCUACUUUCCUCCUGACGGGGGUCCCUGGACUUGAAUGGGCCCAUGCCUGGAUCUCCAUCCCCUUCUGCUGCCUCUAUUUAACCGCCCUUUCUGGGAAUGCCUUGAUCCUAUUCGUAGUCCUCACUGAGCCCAGUCUCCACGAGCCCAUGUACUACUUCCUCUCCAUGUUGUCCACCACUGACAUUGGUUUAUGCAUCUCUACUCUGGUGACAGUGCUCAGAAUAUUAUGGUUCAAUGCCCGGGAGAUCAGCUUCAAUGCUUGUUUAUCGCAGAUGUUCUUCAUUCACCUCUUCACUUUCAUGGAAUCUUCAGUGCUUCUGGCUAUGGCCUUUGAUCGUUUUGUGGCCAUCUCUAACCCCUUGAGAUACGCUACCAUUCUAACUCAUACAAGAAUCGCACAGAUCGGUUUGGCAGUCAUUAUCCGGGGAGCGGCCAUUUUGACACCACUGGUCCUUCUUCUUAAGCGUCUGUCCUUCUGCCACAGCCAUGUGCUCCGCCAUUCUUACUGCUUCCACCCUGAUGUGAUGAAACUCUCCUGUUCAGACACAAAGAUCAAUAGUGCAUUUGGACUAACCGCAAUCAUCUCUACUGCUGGGGUGGACUCCAUCUUCAUCCUGCUCUCCUAUGUCCUGAUCAUUCGAUCAGUUCUCAGCAUUGCAUCCCCAGAGGAGAGGAAGAAGGCCUUUAGUACCUGCCUUUCUCAUGUUACUGCUGUGGCCAUAUUUUACAUCCCUUUGAUCAGCCUGUCUUUUGUUCACAGAUUUGGAAAACAUGCUCCACCCUAUGUGCCCACUCUCAUUGCUAAUGUGUACUUGCUGAUCCCCCCUGUGAUGAAUCCGGUCAUCUACAGUGUGAAAACAAAGCAGAUUCAGAAAGCUGUGCUCAAACAUGGACUGCAGACCCCAAAAUCACAGCCUGCUCUUCAUACGGAACUCGGCCGUUGCCACCGCUGGGGCAUCGCAGCGGACUGGACAGCCACUGCAGGGCAGAUGCCACUGCCGCAGCCGCUGCAGCUACUGCAGCCACCGCCAGUAGCGCAUCGCACCACCCAGAACAGAGGUGAUCCACGACUUCAGAUCUUGAAGCCCCUUCAGGGAAGAUCUGCUGGGAUCACUGCCACCUCUCUGCGACCAAGACAUGCUGUACGCCGUGAGUCUCCUGCCUGUGCCCUGAGGCAGGCAUUCAUCUCCAGUCUCACGGGUUCCUGUCUGGCCCCACCCGCUCUGGGGCGAGGAACUGAGAUAGCACCACCUGCUGGCAAUUCAAGGUAA